AUGCCCAAAGAACAGGUCCGCAAGAGAGGAAAGAGAAAGACAAAGGCCCAGGAGGAGGAGGCUCCUGCUCCCGUGGUCGCUCCCACGACCCAUGUGGCCGACCCAGAACCCUCGACUUCAACUGGAAUUCACCCUGCUCGAGCUGCCAUGCUCGCUGGACGUCCCAUGCCCAGGCAAGCACCUGCUCCCGAGGCGCCCCGACAAGAAGGUGAAGAAGGUGUCGAGGGCGCCGAGCUUGCUGAAGGCGAUGGAAUCGAUGGCCAGGCCGACUGGACAAGGGGACCUAGGACAGAGUCUGAAUUUCCGUUCGGCAUCUUGGACCCGGACGUGAAGGCGUACUUUAGGAGUAUCGAGGAUCAGAUCAAGGAUUGGGAGGGUGUAUCUUCUGCUGGAGAAGAGAGGGAAGACCGACAAAUAUUCCUCUCUUCUGUGCUUUCCGAACUGCGAGGCCACGAGCUGUCAGCGUCUACCGACCCCGAGACGUCCAUCAUUCUCGAGAGACUGCUGCCUUCGCUUAACGACUGGGGAAGAAGAGUCAUUGGAGAUUCGUUUGGAGACAAAUGGGAUGUCCUGCUGAGACACAGAUUCUCCAGUCACGUUGUGCAGACUUGGAUCACCCUUGCUGCCGACACUCUCGACCGAGAGGCUCGCGACAUUUGGCCGCCCCAGCAAGCUUCGCAAGAUAUUUCAGCCGGCCAACUCCCCACCAUGUCCGACCUCAUCACCUCCAUCGUCUCCCUCCUCCUCCCCACUCUCCCUCAACUUGUAUCAUCCCCAUACGCUUCCCCCCCUAUCCGUCUCCUCAUGCUUGUCCUCACUCCCAGACGGGCCCUGCCAGCUUUGGGCGAGGGCCAAGGUAACGAGAGUGGUAUCAUCAGGAGUAAGAGGUCUGGAAAGUGGAGAAAGGGACAGGAUGUCAAGGGCAAGAGUAUCCUGGGUGAAGAUGGCCCCAAGGACAAGUCCAAGCGCAAGCUUCCCAAAGAGCUCAAAUCGACGAGAAAGGAGAUCCGAGUGGCUUUGAUGGAGAAUCUCGAGGCGGCAGAGUGGAAGGCGAUGGCGGCCAAUGCGGUUGGGUGCCCGACAAUACAGCUCGUGCUCGAGUUCGAGGUGGACGACAAGGAGGUGGAGAAGGAGGGUUCGUUGUUUGACAUACUCACUGAGGGACUCGUCUCGCAGCUUGCUUCCGGCAAGACGGAAUUCGAGGCCCAGCCUUUCCUCUUGUCUCUCCUCGCUUCUCAGACCGGUACUCGACCCUUCGAGAGCCUUUUGCAGCUUUCCCCGGCACCCGUAUUUGGUGCGUUGUGGAAGACGUACUUUGAGGGCAAGCUGGGUAAGCUUGCAGGCCAUCCUUAUGCCAACUUUGUCGUUGCCAAGGGCGUGUCGAGGUUGGACAAGGACCAGGUUGAGGAACUCAUCAAGGAGGUCAAGGGAAACAGCGGUGGUCGAGGUCUCAUCAAGGCCGCCCGAACGAGCGUCAUCCAAGCUCUCGUCGACCGCUCUCUCACCAUCCCCGAAAUCCAAAAGCCCGUCCUCCAACUGAUUUUCUCCUGCCUCGAACUCCCCGCCACCUCCCAAAACACCCUUGUCCCCUGUCUGAUGACCCUCAAGACAUUCCCCAUGUACCAAGCUCUCAUCACCGGCGAGCCUUUACCGUCAGAUGAGCCUGCCCCCCAGGCGGAGGAAGGGGCGGAUGAUGACGCGGAGAAGGCUGCUGCCGCUGCUGCGAGGUUGGCAGCGUGGCAGAAUAGGAGGACGGCGAGACCGAAGGAUGAUCUGGCGCCUAAUAUACAGGGGUGUUUGAUUUUGCAGGCGAUGGUGGGGAUGGACCAGGCCAACGCUGCUGUUUUGGACUCUUUGACUUCAUUGCCCGUGGACGCUCUCAUCACCUAUGCCAAAUCCCCCAUCGCCUCCCGUCUCCUCGACAAGGUCUUUAUUGACCCCGCGGCGCCUAUCAAGUAUAGGAAGAAGCUUAUGAUGGUGUUUAUGGACCAUUACAAGCAGCUUGUGGAAGACAAGUUGGGAAGUAGGGUUGUGGAUAUUAUUUGGGACAGGGCGGAUGGUUUCAUGAAGGUGAGUCUUUUGUGUCCUGUUUGUGCACGGCUGACAAGAGGACAGGAAAAAAUCGCUCGAUCGCUCAUACCACACCUCACCUCUCUCGGUGGCUCGCAAUACGGCAAAUACUUUGUUCGCCGAGCCGAUAUCGUCCUUCUCAACCGCCGUCCCGAAGAAUGGCGCGAAAAGAUCCUGGCUCUCAAACACCACUUUGCCCACCAAAAAGAGCCUGCUGAGGAGGUCAAGAGUGAGGUCAAGGAGAAGAAGAGAAAGGAGCAGAGGGAUGAUAUUGAUGAGUUGUUCGAUGCGGUGGAGAACAAGAAGCGGAAGACUGCUUAG
Molecule: messenger RNA, 2391 nt
Organism: Cryptococcus amylolentus CBS 6039
Lineage: Eukaryota; Fungi; Basidiomycota; Tremellomycetes; Tremellales; Cryptococcaceae
Exons: 5
Coding region: 1-2391 (796 amino acids)
Biological process (GO): endonucleolytic cleavage in 5'-ETS of tricistronic rRNA transcript (SSU-rRNA, 5.8S rRNA, LSU-rRNA); ribosomal small subunit export from nucleus; endonucleolytic cleavage to generate mature 5'-end of SSU-rRNA from (SSU-rRNA, 5.8S rRNA, LSU-rRNA)
Cellular component (GO): nucleolus; 90S preribosome; preribosome, small subunit precursor
Molecular function (GO): RNA binding
Source: RefSeq, a predicted model, not a curated record